UUAUAUCAGUUUGUGUAGGAAUCGUUAAAUAUGUCUAGUUACCGUCAAACAUUGUUCAUUCUUAUUAUUCUUAUUGUAAUUAUUCUCUUCGUCAAUGAGGGUCAAGGAGCGCCUCACCAUGACAAACGGCACACUGCAUGCGUCCUAAAGAUUUUCAAGGCGCUAAACGUUAUGUGUAAUCAUGAAGGUGAUGCAGAUGUUCUGAGGAGAACAGCAUCCGACUGCUGUCGGGAGAGCUGCUCGCUAACAGAAAUGUUAGCGAGCUGCACCCUCACCAGCUCAGAAGAGUCAACUCGGGACAUUUAAAGUUCGUGUAAUAUAAUAUGAUCUCAUUUCUUGUUAAUAUAAUAUUCUGUACAUAAUGACUGUAAAAUAUAAACAAUUGAAUAUA
Molecule: messenger RNA, 391 nt
Organism: Caenorhabditis elegans
Lineage: Eukaryota; Metazoa; Nematoda; Chromadorea; Rhabditida; Rhabditidae
Gene: ins-11
Product: B-chain-like peptide
Exons: 2
Coding region: 31-306 (91 amino acids)
Cellular component (GO): extracellular region
Source: RefSeq, marked reviewed